AUGCGCCUCAUAACCCCCACAGUCGCAAUCGCGCUCGCCUCCCUCGUUGCAGGGAGCCCCUCCCUCCACAGGACACGCAACACCCCAUGCGUUCCGUCCACCAACACCACCUCGCCCCCGGUGAACUUUGGCGCCAUCGUCUUCCGCGCGAUGGACAUGCUUGACAUCUUCGGCCCCCUCGACGCCCUCCAGCUCGUCGCUCACAACCGUCACCUGAACCUCCACCUGAUCGCCGCGACCCUCGACCCGGUCACCACCGCCCCGCAGGCCGCCGGCAUGAACGUCUACAACUCGUCAUUCUGGCCGACGAUCCAGCCCACCGCCACCUUUGACGACGACCUCGACCUCGACAUACUCAUCGUCCCCGGCGGGCCCGGCAUCCGCGCGCCCGGCCUGGAGCACAUUGUCGAGUACGUCAGGAGGUCCUACCCGAGGGUCAAGUACCUCAUCACCAUCUGCACGGGCGCCAGCUUCGCGGCCAAGGCGGGCGCGCUGGAUGGCAAGAGAGCCACAACGAACAAGGCGGCCUGGAAGCUGAUCACGGCCAUGGGGCCUAAUGUCGAGUGGGUUUCGCCGGCCCGGUAUGUGGCCGAUGGCAACGUCUGGACUUCGUCUGGUGUCAGUUCCGGCCUGGACUUGACCGUCGCCUUCAUCAAGGAGGUAUACGGCGAGGAGCUGGCGACCAAGGUCAGCAGGAUCAUGGAGUAUGUCCCGAACCCCGCCGACUGGGACCCCUUUGCGGAGAUCAACGGCGUCGGGCCCACAAACAACGUCUAG
This is a messenger RNA of Colletotrichum destructivum, 777 nucleotides long. RefSeq names its product Putative class I glutamine amidotransferase. The coding region runs from base 1 to 777 and encodes 258 amino acids. Lineage: Eukaryota; Fungi; Ascomycota; Sordariomycetes; Glomerellales; Glomerellaceae. The transcript has 2 exons. The record is from RefSeq and is a predicted model, not a curated record. Gene Ontology annotation, biological process: regulation of DNA-templated transcription.